AUGGGCGGUCGAGUGAGAGCGACGAGGCGAUGGACGUGGGCGCUCGCGCUCUGCGCGCUCGCGCUCGCGCUCGUCUCGGGACGCGGGGCGAUCGCGCAGGAUUCGUCGACGGUGAACGCCGGCGCCGUUGGACGGUGUCACAGAGAGCUCGCAGACGCUAAAUCGCGAGUGGCGGCGGCGGAGGGGCGAGCGAUGCGAGAAACGUCGGCGCGAAAGCGGCUGGAGCACGAGGUUGCGCGGUUGGAGGAGGCGCUGGAGGAGGCGCGAAGACGGACGGAUUACGCGCAUAUGGCGACGACGAUGGCGAAGGAGGCCGGUGAACGGGCGAAAAAGUUGGCAACAGAGGCGAAACCGAUCCUGAAGCGCGCGGUGAAGGAGGCAAAGCCGAUGAUGGAACGCGCAGCGCGAGCGGCGAAGCCGAUGGUUCAGCGUGCCGGAAAGCGGGCAAGGACGACGUACGAGAAGGAAAUACGACGAAUGAAGAAGGUUUGGAGCCCGCUUAGGAGACGAGUAAAGACGAAGAUGCGACAGCACGACGGUCUGAGGCGAUACGCGACGGAUGACAACAUUGAGUUUGCGUUUCAAGCGGCGUACACGCUCUUCCUCGCGUGGGCCGUGAUGCGAGUCAUGGGUGUGAUCAAUCACGUGGCGUUCGGACGACGAGCUCGGCCCGCGCAACGCGUUCCUCGGGAUGUUCGACGAAAAUCGGUCGAACUGCGACCGCUCUCACCUGAUCCGAGAGGAUAG
Ostreococcus tauri is the source of this 747-nucleotide messenger RNA. Its product is annotated as unnamed product. The record is from RefSeq and is a predicted model, not a curated record. The coding region runs from base 1 to 747 and encodes 248 amino acids. The transcript has a single exon. NCBI's taxonomy places the organism in Eukaryota, Viridiplantae, Chlorophyta, Mamiellophyceae, Mamiellales, Bathycoccaceae.